Messenger RNA from Dendronephthya gigantea, 736 nucleotides. RefSeq names its product mediator of RNA polymerase II transcription subunit 29-like. Gene Ontology annotation, biological process: regulation of transcription by RNA polymerase II. Bases 163 to 648 code for a protein of 161 amino acids. The record is from RefSeq and is a predicted model, not a curated record. Gene Ontology annotation, molecular function: transcription factor binding; transcription coregulator activity. The transcript has 4 exons. Gene Ontology annotation, cellular component: mediator complex. NCBI's taxonomy places the organism in Eukaryota, Metazoa, Cnidaria, Anthozoa, Malacalcyonacea, Nephtheidae.
UAAUAAACAAACUUUGUUGGAACAAAUUUCAUACCUUAAAAAUUCAUCUCUUCGUUAUUAAUAAAUAUCACUUUACGAAAGAUUGCGUAUUUGUUACAAUAGCUCUUACAAAGUAGCAUCUCAGAAUAGUUUCUAUUCUUCUUGAGUUGAAAAUAUUCCAACAUGGCUGCAUUGCCACCAACCAGUCAGCCACAACAAACUGCCAGUUCAAAUGCUCAACCAUCUAAUAAAUCCAAGGAGUCAGAUGAUCCAGUUUCCAAGCUUAAGUCAUCAAUUUCAUUGUUAAAAGAGGUUGUUACGAGUUUAUUUGAGCAGGCAAGUGUUGUUGUGCAGUUACAGUCAUCUGGUGAACCUGUUGAUACAGCUGAUGGAAAAAUAACUUUGGAGCAACAAAAUAUCAAGUUUGCAAAAGCACUGGAAGAAUUCCACCAUACUUGUGACAUUUUAGAAACAAAUAUUAUGGUUGCAAGAACUGCAUAUAUCCAAGCUUAUGAAAGUACCAAGUUCACAAGCAAUCCGGAUCUUCCGACCUCUGAUCUACCACCACAUGUUUAUUCAGACUAUCUGUCACAUGUUAGGUCUCAAGUGACAGCCACUAAAGAAGUACAUGAUCUUCUUCAGGAUUUUAGUAGAAAUUUAAGCGAGUAGUAGUUUUAUUAUUAAAAAGAAAAAUGCAUAGAAAAAAUAUUUAUAACAAUGUACAUAUUUAUGUCAAUAUUCAAUAGUUUUAAGUAAA